AAAUCAACAUAACCUUUUUACUAUAGAAGGUGCUUGUUGGUCCUUGCCUUAAUUUAUAGAUUAUUUAGUAGCGCCUCACAGUACUAAAUCAGAUUAUAUGUAUUUAUUUUUCUUUUAUUUGGCCAUCACUAACAAACAACUAAUUGUUAACACAAAAAACAUCGCUUAAAAGUCUACUGUUGAAAAAAAAAAAAAAGAACGAAAAUGGCAAACGCAAUCAAUGGAUCCUCAAACAGAACAGGGAACUUUUCUAACCAAUUCAUCCAGCCUUUGUGGCAGAUUGGUUUCUGGUCUGUCGCCUAUGGUUCUGUUGUGGCGGUGGCGGUCUUUGGUAACGUGAUUGUUAUUUGGAUAAUCCUGGCUCACAAACGAAUGAGAACCGUCACCAAUUAUUUUUUGGUGAACCUGGCUUUUUCUGAUGCCUCCAUGGCUGCCUUCAAUACCUUGAUAAAUUUCAUCUAUGCUCUCAACAACGAAUGGUACUUUGGUCAAGGUUACUGCAAGUUUCACAACUUCUUUCCCAUCACGGCUGUCUUUGCCAGCAUCUAUUCUAUGACAGCUAUCGCUGUAGACAGGUAUGUGGCCAUCAUACACCCUCUGAAGCCGAGACUCUCUGCAACAGCAACUAAAGUGGUGAUUGUGAGCAUCUGGAUCUUGGCGUUUGUCCUUGCCUUUCCACUGUGCUUCUUCUCCAGGACUAGACAGAUUCCAAAUAGAAUUCUCUGCUAUGUGGACUGGCCCAGUGAUAAUGGACAUGUAUUAUCACUGUUAUGUUUUGUUUUGUACAGGUAUCAUAUCAUUGUAACAGUGCUGGUGUAUGUACUCCCGUUGGUUGUCAUGGGUAUUACCUAUACCAUAGUAGGUGUCACCCUAUGGGGAGGGGAGAUCCCAGGAGACACUUCUGACAAAUACCAUGAGCAACUGAGGGCUAAAAGAAAGGUUGUAAAAAUGAUGAUCAUCGUUGUUGUGACGUUUGCCAUUUGCUGGCUGCCCUAUCACAUUUACUUCAUAUUGACUGGAAUAUACCCUCAUUGGAACCGAUGGAAAUACAUCCAACAAGUGUACCUUUCUAUCUUCUGGUUGGCCAUGAGUUCCACAAUGUACAAUCCCAUUAUUUACUGUUGCCUUAAUAGCAGGUUUAGAGCUGGAUUCAAGAGGGCAUUCCGUUGGUGCCCAUUCAUCGAAGUUUCCGGCUUUGAUGAAUUAGAGCUAAAAACCACCCGGUUUAACCAAACUCGCCAGAGCAGCAUGUACACUGUCUCCAAGAUGGAAUCCAGCAUGACCGUUGUCUUUGAGCCCAAUGAGGGAGACAAUCCAGACCCUGCCAAGAAGAAAAGUGCCACUUCUCGAGACACCAGCCUCAACGGCUGUUCUGGCAAUAGCACCAAAACAUCAAGGAGCUCAAGCUUCUACAGCACCACAAACACUUCUGUGGAAGAGUAUUCAUGAAGCCUAGAGACAUGCAUUGAUUGUAAACUGGAAAAACACUGUAAAUCCUAUAGCUUAGCAUCAAACAUAUGUGGAGGACACUUUGCAAACAGGUAGUACACUCUUUGCAAACUUGUGUUUCCUCCUAAGGUAACAUAAAGAGUAAGUAGCCGGGU
Polyodon spathula (Mississippi paddlefish) is the source of this 1604-nucleotide messenger RNA. RefSeq names its product neuromedin-K receptor-like. The coding region runs from base 205 to 1449 and encodes 414 amino acids. NCBI's taxonomy places the organism in Eukaryota, Metazoa, Chordata, Actinopteri, Acipenseriformes, Polyodontidae. The transcript is spliced from 5 exons. Gene Ontology annotation, biological process: positive regulation of flagellated sperm motility; G protein-coupled receptor signaling pathway. Gene Ontology annotation, cellular component: sperm midpiece; plasma membrane. Gene Ontology annotation, molecular function: tachykinin receptor activity. The record is from RefSeq and is a predicted model, not a curated record.